Messenger RNA from Clupea harengus (Atlantic herring), 3851 nucleotides. RefSeq names its product NACHT, LRR and PYD domains-containing protein 12-like. Gene Ontology annotation, molecular function: protein binding. The transcript has 10 exons. The record is from RefSeq and is a predicted model, not a curated record. NCBI's taxonomy places the organism in Eukaryota, Metazoa, Chordata, Actinopteri, Clupeiformes, Clupeidae. Bases 785 to 3583 code for a protein of 932 amino acids.
GGAACCUCCAACAGCCACAGCAUUUAGUAAAUGCCACAAUCACAGCCCAAGAUGGAGCCAGAGUCAUCGCUCCUGUAAUGACGAACUGUACCAUUCAAAAUCUUUCCUUUAAAGAAGAAACAAAGGGACCAGAUCCGGCCACUCUCCAGAAAGUCUUGGAAAACCACAAGAAGCGUAUGCAGGAGCAGUAUGGCGCUGUGUUUGAGGGCCUUGUGCAGAAGAAGAACAAAACGCCUCUCAACAAGAUCUUCACUCAGCUCUACAUUACGGAGGGGGAGAGCGAAGAGGUGAACAGCGACCAUGAAAUAUGGCAGAUUGAGGAGGCAUUCAGGAAACAAAGAAGGCAGCAGCAUACUGCAAUUAGCAUCAAUGACAUCUUUACAGGGGAGGAAAGGCACAUCAGAACGGUGAUGACCAAGGGUGUUGCUGGUGUUGGAAAGACGGUGUCCGUACAGAAGUUUAUACUAGACUGGGCAGAGGGACCAGCCAAUGAUGACGUGAAUUUCAUCAUCUGUCUUCCUUUCAGAGAACUUAACCUGCUCAAAGACGACGAGUAUAGUCUUCGAGACCUUGUGUUUGAUUUCUAUGCGGAGCUCAGACCACUAAAAGAAACGCUUGACUUUGAAAAAUGUAAGGUUGUGUUCAUUCUCGACGGUCUAGAUGAGAGCAAAUUUACGCUGGAUUUUCAGAAAAACAAACCUGUGUUCAACAUCGAAAAGAAGACAUCGUUGGAUGUGCUGAUAACCAACCUCCUUAAGGGAAAUCUUCUUCGAUCAGCCUUAGUAUGGAUAACUUCACGUCCAGCAGCGCAGGUCUGGUCCCCUCGGAACACAUUGACCGGUUUACCGAUAUACGGGGAUUCAACGACGAAGACAAGGUUGAGUACUUCAAGAAGAAACUCGGUGAUGAUCCCCAUGCAGAGAAAAUCAUCGCCCAGGUCAAGACAACAAGGAGCCUCUUCAUCAUGUGCCACAUACCAAUCUUCUGCUGCAUCACUGCCACUGUGAUGCAGUACAUAAUGGCCCAGGGAAACUUUGAGCAGAUUCCUAAAACUCUCACAGAAAUGUACGUCCACUUCCUUUGUACACAGCUGAAGAUGACAAACCACAAGUUUGUCGGAAACAAGAUAAUGGUCAUGAAAGAUUUCCUGGCAGAAAACAAGGACGGUAUCCUCAAGCUAGCAGAACUUGCCUUCCGCAAAUUGGAAGGGACAGAAGGCUCAAUCCUAUUUUACAAAGACGACCUCAGUCAGUGCGGUAUCGAUUUGGAAGAGGCGUCCGUCCUGAGCGGCCUGUGCACAGAAGUCUUCAAGGUGGAACCUGUGAUGUUUCAGAAGAGAUUCUACAGCUUUGUGCACCUCAGUAUACAGGAAUUCCUUGCUGCCCUCCACGUGUUCGCCUCCUUCCUGAAGAAGGACAUAGAGGCACUGAAGCCUUUUCUUGAGGAGAGACCGAAGAAGGUGUUCCUGUACCAACUCCUGAAGAGCGCCAUAUCCAAAGCCCUUCAAAGCAACAACGGACACCUGGAUCUCUUUGUCCGCUUCCUGGUGGGAAUCUCGCUGGAUUCCAACCAGACCUUUCUAGAAGGCCUGCUGCCAGAACCCUUGGACGAGGACAAGGAAGACAACAUCAAGUCCAUGGAAUUGACCGUCAAGCACAUCAAGUCUUUGGUGCGGGAUGAUCUUUCCCCCGAGAGAUUCAUAAACCUCAUGAACUGCCUGACGGAGAUGAAGGACAACUCGGUCCACAAGGAGCUGCAGCGGUACCUGCAGUAUGUAAAAAGCCCGGAAACAGAGCUUGAGCCAGCCCACUGUUCUGCACUGGCCAACAUGACCCUGCUGUUGGAGGAACCCAUGGAGGAGUUUGACCUCAGACGCUACAACGUGGGAGACGAGGGGAGAAAGAGGCUAAUGCCAGCUGUUAGGUGGUGCAAGAAAGCCAGGCUUGCUGAAUGCGAGCUCACGGCUGACUGUGGGGAGAUCGUGACCUCAGCCCUUCAGUCAGAGCACUCGCCUCUGAGGGUGUUGGAUCUGGAGAUGAGCCACCUCACAGAGCCUGGACUGACCGCAGUCUGCUCUGGUCUCACGACCCCACACUGCAAACUUCAGGCUCUUAGUCUAGCUGGUUGCAGACGCACGUCAGACUUCAUGUGUGUGGCGCUGGGCACGGCUCUCCUGUCCAUCAGCUCCCACCUCACAGAGCUGGACCUGAGCUACAAUAUGCUGUGCAGUGAUGACAUGAGGGCACUCGCCUCUGGACUCAAGAAUCCCGGCUGCAAGGUUGAGAAACUGAGGUUGCGGAAGUGCUCCCUUACAGAUCAUGGCUGUGAGAUGCUAGCAAGUGUUCUCUGCUCGGACCCGUGCAGCCUGAGAGAGCUGGACUUGAGGGACAACAAAUUGAAAGACACGGGGAUAGAGCUGCUGUCUGAGGCGAUGAAGACCCCACAGUGUAACCUGGAGAACCUGAGACUUGCUGGCUGUAACCUCACUGAGUCGUCCUGGAGACGUUUGACGUCGGUGUUCCAGGGUGAGCUGGACCUGAGUGAGAGCAGCCUGCAGCUGUCAGAGCUGGAGCAGCUGUCAGCAGCACUGAGGAGCCCAGACUGCAGAGUGAACACCCUCAGACUGACUAUGUGCUUUCUGAAGGAUGGCCACUGUGAAGUUUUGUCUUCAGUCCUCAGUUCAGAUGGGUCCCACCUGAGAGAGCUGGACCUAAGAGACAACGACCUGCAGGACUCAGGAAUUGAGCUGCUCUCCUCUGGACUGAAGAGCUCACAGUGUUCACUGGAACGACUGAGGUUGUCUUUCUGUGGUGUGACUGAGAAAGGCUGUGAGAGUCUGGCUUCUGCCCUGAGUGCAAACCCCUCCUACCUGAGAGAGCUGGACCUGAGCUACAAUCACCCAGGAGAGACAGGAGUCAGGCUUCUGACUGAGAGAAAGGACGACCCAGACUGCAAACUAGAGACACUCAACGUGGAAAAGGACGCAGAGUGCUGGAUGAAGUCAGGGCUCAGGAAAUAUGCCUGUGAGCUCACAAUGGACACCAACACCAUGAACAAGCAGCUCUACCUCUCAGAAGGGAACCGGAGGGUGAAGUGUGAGUUCGGGGAACACGACUACCCGUUCCACCCAGAGAGGUUUGAGAAUGUCGAGCAGGUUCUGGCCACAGAGGGCUUCAAAGGCCGCUGCUACUGGGAAGCAGAGUGGGAAGGGUUCCGUGUGUAUCUCGGCAUGACAUACAAAGACGUGGAAAGGCAGGGCGGGAAGGGACGCCUCGGACACAACGAGAAGUCCUGGGCGCUGCGGUGCGACUACAUCGGCUCCGUCUUAGAAGUGAAUUCUUACAGCGCUUACCACAAUGGUGACAUGACAAUCAUCGAAUCGCCUGGGUGCGUCUCCUCCACACGAGUAGGAGUGUAUUUGGACUGGCCGGCUGGCACACUGUCCUUCUACGGCGUCUCCUCUGACACACUCACCCACCUGCACACAUUUCGUCACAGAUUCACAGAGCCCCUUUACCCAGGAAUCGGGUUUGUCUCCGAUUUUCACACUGAGGAUAGUGUGUUCCUGUGUAAGAUUGAAUAGGCCUCCUUAAAAUAGCAAAGUAUGUAUCAGACUAAUUAAAGUGUGCAUGCUUUAAAAUCAAAGAAAUGUAAGAGGCAGAGUGUUGCUUACUUUUACAGUGUAGUGAAGGAUAGUGUGUUCCUGUGUAAGAUACGUGACAAAGAGCAAAAUGGAAGUACUUGAAAAUUAAUUUUCAGUAUGCUUAGAAGUACCUCUACAUUUUUUUUUAAAUGUGAACACUUAGUGUAGCCUGCUUUUAGUGUGUGCGUGUGUGUGUUUGAGGGGUGGG